Melospiza melodia melodia is the source of this 1204-nucleotide messenger RNA. It is a transcript of the gene MC3R, whose product is annotated as melanocortin 3 receptor. Gene Ontology annotation, biological process: regulation of metabolic process; adenylate cyclase-activating G protein-coupled receptor signaling pathway. Lineage: Eukaryota; Metazoa; Chordata; Aves; Passeriformes; Passerellidae. Gene Ontology annotation, cellular component: cytoplasm; plasma membrane. Bases 26 to 1117 code for a protein of 363 amino acids. The record is from RefSeq and is a predicted model, not a curated record. The transcript has a single exon. Gene Ontology annotation, molecular function: peptide hormone binding; melanocyte-stimulating hormone receptor activity.
AAAGUCCUGCUCGAUCGCACCCCACAUGCACAGCAGCAGCUUGGAAGGACCUGCUUUCCAUUUUGUAUUUUUUUUUCUCUUUUUAACCUGUGCUGCCUCAGGCGCCCAGCCAGGGGUGAGCCCAGCUGCUGUGCUGGCCAUGAACACCACACGCUCUGCAUUCUCCUUGCAGCCCCUGCUGCUGAACGCCAGCGAGGACCUCAACGACUCCGUCCCCACCAACCGCAGCGGCGACGGGUUCUGCGAGCAGGUCUUCAUCAAAGCCGAGGUCUUCCUGACCCUGGGCAUCAUCAGCCUGCUGGAGAACAUCCUGGUCAUCCUGGCAGUGCUGAAGAACGGCAACCUGCACUCCCCCAUGUAUUUCUUCCUCUGCAGCCUGGCCGUGGCAGAUAUGCUGGUGAGCAUGUCCAACGCCCUGGAGACCGUGAUGAUCGCCAUCCUCAGCAGCGGCUACCUGAUCAUCGACGACCACUUCAUCCAGCACAUGGACAAUGUCUUUGACUCCAUGAUUUGUAUUUCUCUGGUAGCCUCCAUUUGCAACCUCUUGGUCAUAGCCAUCGACAGGUACAUCACUAUUUUCUAUGCCCUCCGUUACCACAGCAUCAUGACGGUGAAGAAAGCCCUGACCCUCAUUGUGCUCAUUUGGGUGGCGUGCAUCAUCUGUGGCAUCAUUUUCAUUGCCUACUCGGAGAGCAAAACUGUCAUUGUGUGUCUCAUCACCAUGUUCUUCACCAUGCUGCUGCUGAUGGCCUCGCUGUACGUGCACAUGUUCCUGUUUGCCCGCCUGCACGUCAAGCGCAUCGCGGCGCUGCCCGUCGAGGGCGUGCCCGCCCAGCGCACCUGCAUGAAGGGCGCCGUCACCAUCACCAUCCUCCUGGGGGUCUUCAUCGUCUGCUGGGCGCCCUUCUUCCUCCACCUCAUCCUCAUCAUCUCCUGCCCCAUGAACCCCUACUGCAUCUGCUACACGGCGCACUUCAACACCUACCUGGUGCUGAUCAUGUGCAACUCCGUCAUUGACCCGCUCAUUUACGCCUUCAGGAGCCUGGAGAUGAGGAAGACUUUCAAAGAAAUCGUGUGUUGCUGCUAUGGCAUGAGUGUGGGACAGUGCAUGCUGUAAACACCUGGUUUUGGGUGGAAAAAACACGGCAUGGGUGUAUAAAUAUAAAUAUAUUUAUGUAGAUGUCGAGAUGCAGAGCAGCUCACU